AUGUUCUCCAAGUUCACGGAGAAGGCGUCGUCCUACGCGUCGACGGCGGCGGCGGCGGCGAACGCGACCUACGAGACGGGCAAGCAGGGCCUGAGCUCCGUGCCCUGCGACCGCUGCGGCGUGCCGCACAACGCGCUGCUCCGCCUGUCGACGUGCCCGGUCUGCGGCGGCCGCGUCUGCAAGGGCUGCAGCGCGCAGCUCGUCGUGCCCGACGCGUGCGCCAAGUCCGGCGCGGGCUCGAGCGGCGAGGUGAGCGUCUGCGCGCGCGAGUGCGGCCCGCGCUGCGGCGAGGCGAACGCGGCCGCGUUCCGGCGGGCGUUGGCCGCGAGCCACGCGGCGAAC
This is a messenger RNA of Aureococcus anophagefferens, 342 nucleotides long. RefSeq lists its product as hypothetical. NCBI's taxonomy places the organism in Eukaryota, Pelagophyceae, Pelagomonadales, Pelagomonadaceae. The annotation marks the transcript as partial. The transcript has a single exon. The record is from RefSeq and is a predicted model, not a curated record.